AUGGCCCCUCCCUCGGGUCUCCAUCAAUCGGCCAUCCCCUCCGAUUUCGAGACGCCGUUCCCGCCGCUGGUCCGAUCGUCGACCGUGCCCGCGGGUCUCAAGUCGCACCGCGCCGACCCGUCGCACCUGGCCCCCGAAGACGCCUACACCCCAUACUCGCCGCCGCGCCGGUCCGGUACCUUCGACAGCACCGGAACCGCUUCGGGGACCGAAUCGCGUGCCGGACGCGCUCGACACAAGGAUGCUAGUCGCAGUCGGAGUCGGAGGCGCAAACGCUUCCAGAAAUUGCUUUGGGUAAAGCAGUCGUAUCCUGACAACUACACCGAUCAGGCCACCUUUCUCGAAAACCUCCAGCGCAACCCCCGCGUCCGCCCUUACGAUUUCUGGCCACUGGUUGCCGAUUCGACCGUCAUCGUACAACAUGUGUGCUCGGUCAUCAUCUUUGUCGUAUGCUUUGUGGGCAUCUUCCAAGAGCGUGUCAGCCCCGUAUCGGUGGUUGGGUGGAGCAGUUUCGCGACCUUUCUCGGUUGGCUACUAUGGGAUUGGUGGGUCACAAACGAGGCACCGGGCGGGUGGGAGGAUGACGAUGUCAGGGCACGCAUGAUACGGGAUGGACGAGCGUACAGGGAAUACCGUCCUCCACGACGGCAGGACUCUUCGGGGCUUGGCAGUCCGAUGCUCAACGCUAGUACCGUGAGCAUUUCGAGUGUGUCAAAUUUCCCUUCCGCCGCAAGCUCUACGACAAACCUCCUCCAAGACCACUCCGUGCCCCUCCAGCGGCCGCUUCAUCCACCGGGCACCAACACAAGCGGCGGGCUCCUUGCACCGACUCAGGUCCACUCCCGCUCUGCCAGCUCUAUCAACACCAUCGCAACCCAGGCCAGCGGUGCUGCCAGCCCUACAACCACCGCAGGAACCGCUGCCAACCUCAUAGCCGCCGGGACGACGGCUUUCGGAGGUCCUGGCACCACAGGGUUCUCCCCAGCUACUCGCAACCGGCUCAGCACCAUCAAGUCAGCCGUCCUGAUCUACUUCACGCUCCUCGGCCUCUCCCCCAUCCUCAAAUCACUCACCCGCUCCACCUCGUCCGACUCCAUCUGGGCUAUGUCCUUCUGGCUACUAGCCAUCAACGUUUUCUUUUUCGACUACUCCGGCAGCAGCUGGUCCGGUGGUCUCGGAGGAGCCGCUAGCGGCGGCGGCGGCGGCGGUGGUCCAGGGGCACAUGGCAAGCAGAUGCCCGUGGCGUCCAUGUCAACCAACGCCGCCCUGAUGGCAUCCACCGUGUUAGCCAGCCGACUGCCCUCCACUGGGCAGGUUUUUAGCUUGACGCUGUUCAGCAUCGAGGUGUUUGGUCUCUUCCCCGUUUUCCGGCAGUAUGCGAGGCACAGAAGCUGGCGGUAUCAUGUUGUGCUGACCGUGCUGCUGGUCCUCGGGGCUGGAGCCGGCGUGGGGAUGAUAUUGGGGGAUGAGAGGGGGUGGCCGUGGAAAAAGGGGCUGUUGGGGAUGGUGGUUGGGUGUUUGAUUGCUGCGCUAGCGAUGGGCGGGUGCAGUUGGUGGCUCAUUGGGUUGCAAAAGUACAAAAACGAGAUAUAUGGCCCGUGGGAUCCAGCAAGGCCGAUUAUUAUUAGUCGAAGGCAUUGGGAUGAUGAUUAG
Dichotomopilus funicola is the source of this 1653-nucleotide messenger RNA. RefSeq names its product phosphatidylinositol N-acetylglucosaminyltransferase subunit C. The coding region runs from base 1 to 1653 and encodes 550 amino acids. Gene Ontology annotation, cellular component: glycosylphosphatidylinositol-N-acetylglucosaminyltransferase (GPI-GnT) complex; membrane. The record is from RefSeq and is a predicted model, not a curated record. Lineage: Eukaryota; Fungi; Ascomycota; Sordariomycetes; Sordariales; Chaetomiaceae. Gene Ontology annotation, biological process: GPI anchor biosynthetic process. The transcript has 3 exons.